This is a messenger RNA of Aegilops tauschii subsp. strangulata, 2557 nucleotides long. Its product is annotated as NAD-dependent protein deacetylase SRT1. Gene Ontology annotation, cellular component: nucleus. Gene Ontology annotation, biological process: negative regulation of transcription by RNA polymerase II. Gene Ontology annotation, molecular function: histone deacetylase activity, NAD-dependent; transcription corepressor activity; NAD+ binding. Lineage: Eukaryota; Viridiplantae; Streptophyta; Magnoliopsida; Poales; Poaceae. The record is from RefSeq and is a predicted model, not a curated record.
CCCACCCCACCGCCGCCGUCUCCAUUUCCCCACCAUCCUCCCUCCUAUCCCCCGGCCGCUCGCUGCUCCCAUACCGUCUCCUCCGCUGCCGGGGCAGACGGACUGGAGAUCUGCACUCGAUUCGCCUACCUCGUCGGGCAUUUUUCCGUCAAGCUCCCGCAGCCGCAUACCUACCACCGUCCGGCUGCAGGACAGGAUGGCUUCCGUCUCUCAGGACGAACUUGCUCUCCUCUCUGGCAGGGAGCUCGUGUCCCACCUCGCCAACUCCUGCCUCAGGGCCGACUUUGAGGCGGUCGCGCGCGUCCUUGAUGCGCGGGACCGCAAGCUCGCCAAGGACAAGGCCGCGCUAAAGGCCGUGCUCGCUGACCUUGACGCUGCGAGAGCGCAGGAGCGCGAGGUCGCUGAGGCCAAGUCCAAGUUGGACAAGUCCAAGUUGGAGGCCACCGUACUGCGGAAGAAGUACGAGGCGGCCUUGGACUCGCGCCGCCGACCGCUGGACAGUGCCAAGGAGGUGGCGCGCCUGCUUGGGGGCUCGGUACGCCAGGACGAGUCGCUAGUCGAGGAGGCGAAUGAGGGGGAGGUGGAAGACCUCGACGAUACUGACCUCUACGUGCCUGGCUGCGUGUGGGAGAGGCGCGGUGGUGGUGGGAUGGAAUGCGACGGAGUAAGGAGAGGCACAAUGGCGGUGAGGCGGAAUGCGGCCGUGGCAGGGGAGGCGCGAAGGCGGGCGGCUGUCGCCGUGUUGGAGGAGAUGGGCCCUGCUCAGCUCGGGCAGGGUGAGGGAUCGAACAGGAAGACAGCAACGGGUUUGGAGAACCUCAAGAAGAGCCGAAAGAUGUCGCUAGGCUAUGCGGAGAAGCUGUCUUACCGAGAGGAUGUGGGCACUGUGGGCAUGCCUGAGAAGUUCGACUCCCCCAAACUCCUCCAAGGGAAGAUAGAAGAGCUUGCAGUUAUGGUGCAAAAGAGUAAGCAUCUAGUGGUGUUUACCGGAGCAGGAAUAUCAACUUCAUCAGGCAUACCUGAUUUCCGAGGCCCAAAGGGUGUGUGGACUCUGCAGCGUGCAGGAAAAGGUGUUCCUGAUGCUUCACUCCCAUUUCACCGAGCAGCUCCAACCUUGACUCAUAUGGCAUUGGUUGAAUUGGAAAGAGCAGGUCUCCUAAAGUUUGUCAUAAGCCAGAAUGUUGACAGCCUACAUUUGCGUUCUGGCUUCCCAAGGGAGAAGCUGGCUGAAUUGCAUGGGAAUUCUUUCAAGGAGGUCUGCCCAUGCUGUAAAACGGAGUACCUUCGUGAUUUUGAAAUAGAGACAAUAGGACUGAAGGAUACUCCGAGGCGUUGUGCAGACAAGAACUGUGGAGCUAGAUUAAAAGAUACAGUUCUUGAUUGGGAGGAUGCGUUACCCCCUGAGGAGAUGAAUUCUGCCGAGGAGCAGUGUCGAACAGCUGAUCUUGUCCUAUGUCUAGGAACUAGCUUGCAGAUUACUCCUGCAUGUAAUAUGCCUCUGUUGUCAAUCAAGAAUGGGGGAAAGGUUGCCAUUGUUAAUCUUCAGGCAACUCCAAAAGAUAAAAAGGCAAGCCUUGUCAUCCAUGGGCUUGUGGAUAAGGUCAUUGCUGGAGUGAUGUGCAUUCUGAGUCUGCGCAUUCCUCCAUAUAUACGUACUGACUUCAUUCAACUUCUUCUUCGGCACACAGUCAAAAAGAAAUGUGUAAGAUGGACUCUGCGAGUAACUAGCGUUCAUGGCAUGCGAGCACCAUUGUCAUUUCUUCGGUCAAUCGAGGUUUCCUUUCCAGACAGAUCUGACAUGAAGCCUGUAGUUCUUAUGGAGCAACCAUUUUCUUUGCAGAGGGAAACAUCAAUGACUAGCAUAUUUUCCAUGUUGCUGACAUUGAAGUUCAGUGAUGGUUGUGGCUGCUCAAGCUCGUCAAUUGAAUGCCAUGUUAAUUUCCAGAAGCAAAAGGAGAGUUUUGUUAGAGAUAGAAGCCUAGUCCUGCAGGAGUUGAAGUGCACUGCAGAGCGCCAGUCUCGUGCCGGGCAGCAAUCGAUUCUUGAAAGGGAGAGUCUGCCAAGAGCCGAGACAUCUAUACACGCGUUUGUGACCAACAUUAUCAGGUACGACGCUGAAGAUCUCAAGGUGGCUGAUCCUAAGGGUAGUUGGAUGAACAGCGGCAGCAGUACCAGCAGCAACCUCGCAAAACGGCUCGUGGAAGGUGCUAGUGGCUAUUCCGCCUCGACAAAGAAGCUAAAGUGCUAGGACCGGCUGCGUCAAGUUUCCUGAUACUUUUGUUUGGAGUAGUUAUAUGACUUGGUACAUGUGUGAGAAGUUUACAAUAGCAAGAGUGGUGCAGAGAGUUAGAUGAAUGGGUGAAGGGAAGGUGGAACAUCUUUUCGUUGAUAGCGAUGCGACCAAAAAUGUAAACUGGUUGAGUCUUGGUUGAAUCUUUUUCUUGUCUUUUCCUGUAAAGGAAGUUUGAGAAACUUGUGAAAUGCUGAUAUCAUUGAUAUCCAAGUGGAACUGGAGGUCAGGUUAAUGGUACAGGAUGAAAGCAGAAUUUUCAGAACA